GAGACACAGUCGACUUGUGUCGACUGUGUCUCCUAAAAGGAAAGCAGCCUUUGUAUUGUCAGCAAAACGUUUUUGUUGAAAUGAGACAAAAAAUUUAGUAGAUAAACUCAGCAAAUAAUUUUUCUUGCUGGUCAUAUAAUAGCAAAAACUUCUUUUUCGUUUGUGCGUACGGACAGAAAUUCCAUGCAUUCCUGAAUAAGAAGAUAAGAUUGAACGAAGAACCAGGAAAAUAAGCGAGGCCGGCGUAGAUCGGACGCGAUCGAACCACUAUGCGGAGCGUGCGCGGAAGUUCUCUUUGGUAGAAAAUUCUCUUAGAGCGUCAUUUACGCGUGUCAUUCGUCCAUUGAUAGCUCGUCCCGUGGACCGCCGGCGAGAUUCCGAAUUCUGUUGCGUAUCUGUCUGCCAUGACGGAAAAACAUAUUUUGCAAUGGACCGACUAUUUAGUAAUAGCAAUCAUGCUGUGCAUAAGUAUAGGAAUUGGUAUUUACUACAGAUUUAGCGGAGGUCGUCAGAAAACCAUGGAGGAAUAUUUUGUUGCAAGUCGAUCCAUGGGCAUUAUAACAGUAGCCAUCGCCUUGACAGUGUCUUUCAUGUCUGCAGUCACAUUGCUCGGAGUGUCUGCCGAAAAUUACACAUAUGGGACGCAGUUUGUUGCAAUAAACGUAUCGUAUCUGAUUGGCACGCCGAUUGUAUGUUACGGAUUCCUGCCGGUGUUCUUCAAGUUACAGGCAACUAGCACUUACGAGUACUUAGAAAAACGUUUCGGAGUAAGAACUAGAACAAUGGCUAGUUUUAUUUACUGGAUUCAACUGCUUUUGUACUCAGGAGUGGUACUUUAUGCUCCUUCUUUAGCUUUGGAGGCGACCACGGGAAUUUCCAAGACCGCCAGCAUUAUCAUUAUCGGUCUCGUAUGCUCCCUUUAUUCGAGCAUAGGCGGCAUUAAGGCCGUGCUGAUAACAGACGUAUUUCAAGCUGUGCUCAUGUUUGCCGCUGUGUUUGUUGUUAUUGCCAUAGCCGCGCACGAUACAGGAGGGUUGGGGCAGAUAUGGGAGAUAGCGAAUCAGGGCCAACGUAUUGAAUUCGAUAGCAUCUCGAUUGAUCCAACAGUAAGACAUACCUGGUGGUCUCUCAUUUUUGGCGGCUUAUGCACGUUUCUAUCGCUUUAUGGUGUGAAUCAAGUACAGGUUCAGCGUUCAUUAACUGUCAAAAAUAUACAAGCUGCACAAAAAUCUAUGUGGUUGUCUUGGCCUAUUCUAACAGUUCUCUCGAUCACAACUUGCUUCUCAGGCCUAGCAAUAUAUAGCAAAUAUCACAGAUGUGACCCAUACCUUCAGAAAAGAAUCACCUCGCCCGAUAUGCUUAUGCCGCUGUACGUUAUGGACACAAUGUCUAGUAUGCCUGGCUUGCCAGGCCUCUUCAUUGCAGGUGUUUUUAGUGCUGGUCUUAGCACAAUAUCAGCAGCUCUGAAUUCUCUGGCAGCUGUAACGUUAGAAGAUUACCUGAAACCUUUGUACAGAAAGUACACUAAACGAGAAUUCUCUCCUAAAAAAUCAACUUCUAUCGCUAAAAUGAUCUCGUUUCUAUUCGGCUUACUUUCCAUUCUUCUGGCAUUUCUAGCACAAUUAUUAGGUGGAGUUCUCCAAACUAGCUUAACUAUUUUUGGAGUAGUCGGCGGACCAAUACUGGGCGUUUUCACGCUCGGCAUGGGCACGGAAUCGGCAACGGAAGGUGGUACAAUAAUUGGAUGCCUUACGUCGCUCGCGUUUUUAUUUUGGAUCGCUUUUGGCCAGCCACGUCCGAGGCCGCCUGUACUACCAACAACUAUCGAAGGCUGUGAUGUAAAUAAUAUUAUUGCAAAUGAAACAAUAUCUAUUUUGCAAACCGUUACGAACUUCCCUAAGAGCACCGGCGACAGUUCGUAUUUUUACUUAUAUCGUAUUUCGUACAUGUGGUAUUCUCCUCUUGGAUUUUUAAUGACUUUUGUGCUCGGCCUACUCGUCAGCAACUUCUUCCGUUUGUUUGCAAAGGAUCAAGCCGAGUUGGAUUCGAAUUUAUUCUUCCCCGUGAUAGCUCGGCGUAUACGACAUCGACGGCGUCAAGUAGAACCCAACGAUAACGCGGAGAGAAAGUAUUCUUUUACUAACGUGAUCUGUGAUGAAGAUCGUGUCGAUAAACUUGAUACGAAGCUCUAAAUAUUUAUAGGUGAUCUAGUAUAAAUCACAAUUACUAUCAUAUAGUAAUAAUAGAAAGGUUAGACAUUUCCCGCAUUUAUUUGAAUUAAUAGCACAAUUGUGUUAGAAAAGAAUAAUUUUACAAGGAUCUAAAAUAACGUCGCGGAUUGUAUUAAAUAACAAUACAAUCCAAUAAUAAUAUACUUUUAAUAAUUUUAUACUAAAUUGCAUUAAAUGUCUUCCAAGCUGGGGUUUACACUGCCGCUUUAUUUGUAAGCGAAAGUUUCGCACAGAUAAUACGUUCGUUUUGAAAACGUAUAUGCUAAGUAUUCGUCUGCAACUAAUUUGCAUCGGAACAUAUCUAUAGAUGUAUGUACUUUUCAUAAGAGUUUCUUUUAUUUUUGUGUGCAUGUAUGUAAUGUUCAUAUAAAUAUGUAUUUACAAAAAUCUGUUCUAUACAGAAAAAUGUCGACAAUACAUAGUGACUUAAAAUAUUAGAUAGAAGUAAUUUCACACAUAAUACAUACAGUACAUUACAUACGUAAAGUUAGCGGUUUGUAUAAUAAUAUAGUAUGUGUUAUGUGCUAAUCUUUCGAAAAACUUUAAGGGAAUAGUUGACAUUUUAAGAUAUGUAUGUUUGUCAAUGUUGCUGUAUAUGUUGUUGGUGCUGUUAUUGUUAACGUUAGUUAAAAAUAUCGUGUGAUUGUGUACUUAAGAAAGAGACGACCAAACAUGUUUAUAUCAGUGCAUAGAGAGUAGCGUGUAUCGGACACUGCAGUAUUUAUCGAAAUAAAUAGUUAGUCACUUGCAAUAAUUUAUUACUCAAUUUACUCUAAUAUAUGAAAUCCACGACUCUGAAGCAACACCCGUG
Molecule: messenger RNA, 3042 nt
Organism: Pseudomyrmex gracilis
Lineage: Eukaryota; Metazoa; Arthropoda; Insecta; Hymenoptera; Formicidae
Product: putative sodium-dependent multivitamin transporter
Exons: 9
Coding region: 405-2192 (595 amino acids)
Biological process (GO): transmembrane transport; sodium ion transport
Cellular component (GO): membrane
Molecular function (GO): symporter activity
Source: RefSeq, a predicted model, not a curated record